AUGCCGCCGCCUGUGCCGCCCACGGUCCUGGUGCCGUCGGAGCGCGCGGUGGUGCUGCUGUCGUGCGCACUCUCCGCUUUUGGCUCGAGCCUGCUGGUGGCCACGCACACCCUGUGGCCGGACCUGCGCAGCCGGGCGCGGCGUCUUUUGCUUUUCCUGUCGCUGGCCGACCUGCUCUCGGCUUCCUCCUACUUCUAUGGGGUGCUUCAGGACUUCUCGGGGCCCUCGUGGGACUGCGUGCUGCAGGGCGCGUUGUCCACCUUCGCCAACACCAGCUCCUUCUUCUGGACCGUGGCCAUUGCGGUCUACUUGUACCUUAGCAUCGUACGUGCGGCUCAUGGGCCCCGAUCCGACCACCUGUUCUGGGCCUUCCACGUCGUCAGCUGGGGGGUUCCGCUGGCCAUCACUGUGGCUGCUGUCGUGCUGAAAAAGAUCGGCUACGAUGCCUCGGAUGUUUCUGUGGGUUGGUGCUGGAUCGACCUGCAGGCGGAGGAUAGCACCCUGUGGAUGCUGCUGACCGGGAAGCUGUGGGAGCUACUGGCCUAUGUCACACUGCCCGUGAUCUACAUCCUCAUCCGGAAGCACAUUAACAGAGCGCACGAGGCGCUGUCAGAGUACCGGCCCAUCCUCUCUGAUGCGCACCAGCGGCAGCACCUCACCUCGGUGGCUGAUAAGAAACUGAUCCUCAUCCCGCUCAUCUUCAUCUGCCUGCGCAUCUGGAGCACCGUGCGGUUCGCCCUGACGCUCUGUGGCUCCCCGGCUGUGCACACCCCAGUGCUGGUGGUUCUGCAUGGCAUCGGGAACACGUUCCAGGGAGGAGCCAACUGCAUCAUGUUCGUCCUCUGCACCCGUUCCGUCCGGACGCGGCUCUUCUCUCUGUGCCGGUGCUGCUCCUCCCAGCCUCCCACCGAGAGCCCAGUUCGCCCUUCCAAGGCGUCAGCGCCCUCCAAGACUGGAGACUCUCAGGAAUCCAAACGCGCUCCAGUGGAACUCCCAAGCACCUGA
Molecule: messenger RNA, 1005 nt
Organism: Elephantulus edwardii (Cape elephant shrew)
Lineage: Eukaryota; Metazoa; Chordata; Mammalia; Macroscelidea; Macroscelididae
Gene: GPR157
Product: G protein-coupled receptor 157
Exons: 4
Coding region: 1-1005 (334 amino acids)
Biological process (GO): adenylate cyclase-activating G protein-coupled receptor signaling pathway; cell surface receptor signaling pathway
Cellular component (GO): plasma membrane
Molecular function (GO): G protein-coupled receptor activity
Source: RefSeq, a predicted model, not a curated record